AUGGGAAACUCACCUACUGAAACGCCAACUUGCGUGAGAUGUAAAGGGCAACUGGUCAUGGGCCAUGCAUAUGAAUUGGGAGGUGACAGAUGGCACACGCAUUGUUUUUCAUGCUACAAGUGCGAAAAACCUCUGAGCUGUGAUUCCAACUUUCUGGUGUUGGGCACAGGGGCGUUGAUAUGUUAUACGUGCUCAGAUUCGUGCAAGAGCUGUGGCAAAAAAAUCGAUGAUUUGGCCAUCAUCCUCGCGUCGUCGAAUGAGGCGUACUGCUCCGAAUGCUUCAAAUGUUGCAAAUGUGAAUGUAAGAUUGACGAUCUGCGUUAUGCUAAAACGAAACGCGGGCUGUUCUGUAUAGGAUGUCAUGAACGGCUUUUGGAGAAGCGUAAGAACUACGAAGAGCGCAAACGACGGCUAAAAAAGCAACUGCCUUUGAUACCCCCAAGUGAUAGUAACCCAGAUCUGAGCAGUUCUAUCACGAAUCCAGAUGUGGUGGUUCCAGAGCGCUCUACUCAAAGACCCUUGUCUCCUAUUAAGGACAAUCUUCGGUACUCAGCAUUCUCGAGAGAGGAUACGUCGCUCAAUUCUUCUCCCAACAUCGUAGACCGCCCCGUUUCCAGUGCAUCUUCAAUUACCGUGCCACUGGACUUUUCUGCAGCUACGUCUGCGAGCGGUGAACCUUUAAUAACAGCUGAGAAACACGAUGCGUCUGAAUUUGCUACCAACAACAGCACCAUUCGCAGUAAUUCCGAGAGUGUAGUAGCCCAGUUCUUACUUGACGGUGAUUAUAUGAGCACUGCUGAUGAAGAAUCCGUUAAGCCUGAAAGUGGAGAGACAUCAAUUGAGCCCGAGCAGGUGGCGGAGACCACAACAUAUGCCACGCCUCGCAAGACCCACAAGAGUCAGUUGUCAAUUGAUGACAUGUUGCAAACUACCCUGGAAAAUGAUGAAUACCAGGACGAAGACACUGAGGGAAGCAUUAACCAAUUUUUGGAAUUGCCUAAAGAACAAAAGAAAGUUCUUCUCAAUAGAACUCCUUUGAGGAACUCUAACGAGGACGUUGUUAACAGGUCACCUGUUGCGUACCGACAAGGUCUAGUGCUGGACGAAGAAGAUGUAAUGAAUACGUUGAACUCACCUGUGAAGGUAGAACCUAAGGAUGAACCAAAAAGCCCAGGUCUGGGGAUAUUGGCGAGAUCAAAUAGUCGAACUCCAAGCACUGAAGACGAGCCUAUUGGAGUAUGUUACGAUAGCAUGCCAUCAAAAAGUGAUGAGCCCCCAACAUCUGAGAUGCCGCAAUCGCCGCCUAUUUUCGGUCACCAUAAAAGAUCUUCCAGUGGCAACGCUAAAAAGCUUGGUAGGUCGCUCUCUUUAAGAUCAAAAAGCAUAAUGAUGAACCUAAGGCCUAAAUCAAAGGAUACAAGAAGCAAUGGACAACCUUUCAAGAGUCAAGACCACGAUACUCAUUCCGGAUGGGGAGUGGCUUCUCAUGCCGCCACAAAGUCGCCCUCUUCAACCGAACGCGCUACGCCGAAGCAUUCAAGUGACAGCACAAUCUAUCCUCAUGCCCGUGGGGGUAGUAGUGAUUUGACGCAACACAUUCGGUCUAAUAGUGGUACUGCAGGUGUGUCAGUUUAUCGCACUCCCCCGCUAGAUACACAAUCAUCAUUUAUUAAGAGUGCAACAUCGCAAACUAAUAGUCCGGCUGUUGGUAAUACUCAGAUCGAGGAAAGAGAUGAGGAUAAUGAUGCCACCCCGACAAAUGAUGAUUUUCUAAGAAAAGAUCUCUUGCAAAUGGAGCUUUCUUUACGCCGCUUGAAACUCGAAGUCAAUCAACUAAACUCUCAAAAAUCUAAAUUAGUACAUGAUGUCGAUUCAUUAAAAUCCACAAAAGAAUCUUUACAAGGCGAGAUUCGAUCUUUAAGAAGCGAAAGAGGUAGCGUUCCUAGCGGAUUGGAAUCUAGCGAAUAUUUGGAACACGAUAACUUUGAGGAAUCUGGGGAAAGUCAUGCGGCAACAGCAAAUGUUGUCACUACGGCAAAGCCUAAAUUCUGGAAGUUGUUUUCAGGCAAACCCAAUCCAGGGUACACCAAUGGGCAAAAUAAGCUUGACAUUUCCCCUCCCGUGUUACAGAAUCCCAACGAGUUUGAGGACAUGAAGAUGCUACCGGUAAAAAGUGAAUCUAGAGCACUGUCAGCAUCGCCUCCGGCUAAGAAAGAUGGAGCCUCGUUAUAUGGGUCAACUUUGAUAUCUCGUUGUGUUUUCGAGCAAAGCGAAAUACCAAUGAUAAUGAACACUUGCAUUAGACACAUUGAGUCCAAGGAGGCGUUUUUGAAGAGCGAUGGGUUAUACAGAAAGUCCGGAAGCCAGGUUCUCAUUGAACAAAUUGAGUCUGAGUUUGCGCGUUGGCAGCCUAACAAACCUAUUUCAGAUCAGCUUGAGAAGCAAUUAAACCAAGACAUUCAUGCCGUAUCUGGCGUACUCAAGAGAUAUCUGAGAAAACUUCCGAACCCGGUCUUUACCUUUCAAGUAUAUGAGCCCCUCAUGGAAUUUGUUCGUGAAAACAAUUUGAUAAACGCUCUACCGCUCAAGGCGAGUUCUAACACGGAAUUCGAGGAUUUACUUCAAAACGCUGUUGAACAGUUGUGCGGCAUACUGCAACAGUUGCCACAGCAGCACUACAGUUUGCUUAAAGUCUUGGUUCAACACAUUGACGUUGUCGCUCGAUACAGCGAUUAUAAUCUUAUGAACCUGCAUAAUCUCUCACUAGUAUUUGCGCCAGGUAUUAUUCGAGACUAUAGUGGCGAAAAAGACAUCACGGACAUGAGGGAACGAAACUAUUUGGUGUCAUUCGUACUGGCCAACUAUCGCCAGCUCUUCAGGUAA
This is a messenger RNA of Lachancea nothofagi CBS 11611, 2883 nucleotides long. The record is from the annotation of a GenBank genome assembly. NCBI's taxonomy places the organism in Eukaryota, Fungi, Ascomycota, Saccharomycetes, Saccharomycetales, Saccharomycetaceae.